AUGGCAACGACUGAGCCAUCUCACUUGCGCUCAGCCAGCAAGAGCUCUAUUUCCGCUCUCGAUGCAGCUCGUGCCCGAAUUCGAAAGGACGACCAGUACUUCGAGCCUCAUACGCCAACACAUCGGAACCGGUCGCUCAUCUCGUCGUUUGGCUCGUCUUCCUCGGCAUUAUCUUUUCGCAACGAAGAAGAUGCCAUUAUAUUUGAAUUUGGAUCGAGAUGGCUAAGGGCAGGCUUCGAAGGAGAGAGCGCGCCAAUGUGCGUGCUGGGCUUCGGACCAGAACAAUCGCGCAGAGUCGGUGAUUAUCGAGGAUGGAUAAGACAUCCAGAGGACGAGAGGACAGCGAAUCGCCAUGCGCAAGGGGUUGAUCCUGAGCAGUGGGUCAAAGAACAUGAAUUGUGGCGCAUGGACCUCAGAGAAGUCGACCUCGGACUCGUCGAGGAUAAGAUUGAGCGGGCAGUUAGGGAGAUAUACAACAAAUAUUUGCUGACGGACGCGGGAAAUGCACGGCUUGUUCUCGUCCUACCUUCCGUGAUGCCGCAUCCCUUAUUGUCGGUGCUUCUUACAACGCUUUUCAACCGAUGGAGGUUUCCAAGUAUUACCCUUCUACCAUCUGCUGCUAUGGUGACCGCCGCUGCGGGACUUCGCUCUGCCUUGGUUGUCGAUCUCGGCUGGGCAGAGACCGUCGUGACCGCUAUUUAUGAAUACAGAGAGGUCGAGGCAAAACGGAGCACCAGGGCUAUGAAGUUAUUAAUGCAGGAGACUGGAAGGAUGCUAUCGAAUCUUGACUCCAACGACGGGCAAAAGCCUUUGCGGGAUGGCAUAUCCGUGAAAUUUGAAUAUUGUGAAGAGGUUGUCUCUCGGCUCGCUUGGUGCAAAUCCGAUGAAAGUGAUUAUGAGAAAUUCAAUAGGGAUAUUGCGAUACCGUCGCCAUCGAAUCCGGAUUCUGCGUACGUCAAAGUCCCAUUCGCAAAGUUUGCGGAGCCUGUGGAAGAGGCUCUUUUCGCGACGGGCAUCGCAGAACGUGACCUGGAUGACCACGAGAAACCCAUCCAUAUUCUCGUUUACAACACGCUCCUGGCGCUUCCGCCCGAUGUCCGUGGCACAUGCAUGUCACGUAUUGUCUUUGUCGGAGGAGGGUCUAAGAUUCCGGGCAUUCGGCAGCGAGUGAUGGCAGACGUCGAAUCUCUGGUGAAAAAACACGGAUGGAGUUCGAUGAGAGGACGAGCGGUUGAGGAGCAUAGAAAGAAGCUGGAGGAACUGAGCAUCAACCGGCAGCGACAACCACCACCGCCGCCGCCGCCGCCUCAACAGGCUACCCCUGACUCCUCCAAUCCUCCAUCUACAGCAGGGGAGAUGACCCCUUCCACAAGCGAUGACAAUGAAAACGGCGAAGAAAAAGAAAAAGAGGAAGAGGAAGUCGAUUUCGUGGAGCAAAAACUGCGACGCAAUCAAAGCAAGGACAUCAAGCCUUUUGUCCACGGGGUGUUCCGCCAGGUCGAGUCCUUGGGUGCCUGGGCGGGCGCCAGUCUCGUGACGAGUCUGAAAAUUAGAGGGGUGGUCGAGGUCGAGCGAGAAAAGUUCCUCCAGCACGGCCUGGCCAGUGCCAGUCGUGACCUGGACGGCUAUCACCAUGGCCCUGAUCGACGAUCGGGAUUCCAUCCUGGCGGCGGCCGAUCAGGUGGUGGAGGAGAUCGCUCAAGCUGGACGUUAGCUGGAUGGGGAUAG
Messenger RNA from Rasamsonia emersonii CBS 393.64, 1728 nucleotides. Its product is annotated as Actin-related protein RO7. The transcript has a single exon. The coding region runs from base 1 to 1728 and encodes 575 amino acids. Gene Ontology annotation, biological process: microtubule-based movement. The record is from RefSeq and is a predicted model, not a curated record. Lineage: Eukaryota; Fungi; Ascomycota; Eurotiomycetes; Eurotiales; Trichocomaceae.